Tyto alba (common barn owl) is the source of this 2641-nucleotide messenger RNA. RefSeq names its product adiponectin, C1Q and collagen domain containing (gene ADIPOQ). NCBI's taxonomy places the organism in Eukaryota, Metazoa, Chordata, Aves, Strigiformes, Tytonidae. Gene Ontology annotation, molecular function: protein binding. The record is from RefSeq and is a predicted model, not a curated record.
CAGAGCAGCUGCUUGUGCUGUACCAGCUCAGCCCUGGACGAGCAGGCUUCCACAUGGGCUUCUCCAGCAAACCACUGCUCCUUCAGUUCCUAUCAAAUUCCCAAACCCAUCUUUUCCCCAUUAAGGCUAUCUUUGCAAGACAUCCUAGUGUGACUGGAUUAUAUAAGCGGUCCAAAACUUAAGUGGGUGGCCAGGAAAAAUUAAUGGGAAAACCCAACUUUUAGGUCAGCAUGCGCAAUAGCAAAUGGAAAAUACAGUGUCUGAGCUGACAGCUCCCCAUGCCCUUAGGGAUAGCGAUGUGGUAGCCGGACUUCUUCUAAGGAGACUGCAGCAAGCCAACCAGGACUCAAAGCCGCUGGAACUGAUGAUGAGGGACCCAGCAGGAUUCCUCCUUUGCGCGCUGCUGCUGGUAGCCCCCCAUUGCAGAGAGGUGGCUGCCCAGGAUGCCCAGCCUGACCCCAAAACACCAUGUGCCAACUGGAUGGGAGGAGCGCCUGGCUACCCUGGCCACAACGGGCUCCCUGGCCGGGAUGGGAAAGAUGGAAAAGACGGACUAAAGGGAGAGAAAGGAGAGGAAGGUACACAAGGUCCCAAAGGCAACCAAGGUGAAAUAGGAGCCCCAGGGCGGGAAGGGCCACGAGGAUUUCCAGGAUACCCAGGGCAGAAGGGGGAGAAGGGUGAAGAUGCCUUUGUCUACCGCUCUGCCUUCAGCGUGGGGCUGACAGAGCGAGCCCCCCACCCCAAUGUCCCCAUCCGCUUCAGCAAGAUCUUCUACAAUGAGCAGAGCCACUACGACGCCAGCACCGGCAAGUUCCUCUGCAACAUCCCCGGCACGUACUACUUCGCCUACCACCUGACAGUCUACCUGACGGACGUCAAGGUCAGCCUCUACAAGAAGGACAAGGCAGUGAUCUUCACCUAUGACCAAUUCCAGAAGAACAACGUGGACCAAGCAAGCGGCUCUGUCUUGCUGCACCUCAGCACUGGGGACGAGGUCUGGCUUCAGGUGUAUGGGGAGGGGGACAACAACGGCGUCUAUGCCGACAAUAUCAAUGAUUCCACUUUCAUGGGUUUCCUGCUGUACCCAGACCCAGACAUCCAUUAAAGCAGGGGGUGCUGCAUGGGAAGGGAUGAGGUGGCUUAACCCUGGACGGAGUCCUGGGGCACUAGAGCUAUAGCUAUACUGUAUUUACGAGAAAAUUGCCUUUUGCGGGGGCAAUGAUUGCCAAGGGUGGACUCUCUCUCCUGUGAAAUCAGUGAGGUUACACAUAAAUGACUUCCAUUAGGGACCAAGAGUUCACUCCUACCUCUGCUCUUGCUCUCUUUGUGGAAACCUGGGCCCAAAGUUAAACACCAUUCCUGCCACACCAUGAGAGAGUAACUCUCAAGAUGGCCUGACCUUUUUUAAAAUUUAAAAAUGGUAAGAGAAAAAUUAGUUACAUUUGAAUAUCACAUUCUACAUUUCCCUUUUUCAACCACCUACAGUAAUCUAAACCAAUUUUAUCCAGCAUUUUAAAAUGUGAGUAGAAGAGGAAGAAGACUCUUUGUGAAAGCCACCUCUGCUCUUGUUUUCAACCAGAACAGAUGGCUCCAUUUUUUCCCAUCGUAACUCCUGGUCUUAUUAGGGCCUUUGAUUUCCACCCAUGGUUUGUUGUCUCCCUUCUUUAGCCCAGAUCUUUGAAUAUUUUCACAUUAUUAACUUCCAUUGAUUUUAAUCCUUUGAUUUUCCUUUUAAGUUUAUCCCCUAUUGUUAUCUCUAAUGCAGACAGCGUGCUUGUUUAGGGCAGAGAUCUUCUCUCGAUGUAUCUGAAAAGCCUUAUGAGCACCGGUGAGGCCACACAGUAAAAGCGGCCUGUUGACCUUCGGGGUCCCAAGGUGAUCACAGAUGUGUUGGCCACAGUUGUGAUGCUCAGAAGUGCCAGCAGCUCCCCUUCAAACACUGUGCCUGACUGGGGAACAGAAGGUCUCCCAAGGCUCUUGGGCAGAGACCUUAGGGUGGAGGUGUCCCUUCCCAAGUCACUCACCUGACACUGGAAAUGACGGCACGAGUACUAGUUCGGUGCAGAGGCCACCAGCACUGGGCACACAAGCAGCAUCUUACAGUUUCCAUCUGCAAGAUGGCAGGAUCCUAUCCCAUCUCCCCUCUGAAUAGCUCCCACAUGCUAUCAGAAUUUGAGAUCUAGCAACCGUAUUUCUACUUUUUCAUACCAUAAGUGUGUCAUAAGCAAUGGUUUGCACACCAGCUGGGCAGAGAUUCAGGCAGUGGUGCAACCUCCCGUGUUGCGUGGGCUUCUGGGCUGAACACCCCCAGGACCUGCCCCAGCUCUUGGCAAGGUUACCUUAAUGGGGGAAGAGUAUUACAGCUGGGAUUAGUACCAAUCCCAUCAAACUGCUCUCCAAAGAGCUUGCCUGACUUUUAGCUAAAAGAGGAUUUGAUGGUUUCUCAGAUAUGUUCAAAGACGACUCUCAUUAGGCUUCAGAACAAGCUAACACAAAUCAGAGCUUUUGCGUUAUUACAAGCAAAAAACAGCAUUAAGAGCUUCAACUGAAAUUACUUCCAACACCAGCACUUUCUACACUCCAGUGAAUUACCACAUUAUAAAUAAUAACAACAAUAAACUCUCUCAAUGAGAAUGCUCCA